Arabis nemorensis is the source of this 189-nucleotide messenger RNA. The record is from the annotation of a GenBank genome assembly. NCBI's taxonomy places the organism in Eukaryota, Viridiplantae, Streptophyta, Magnoliopsida, Brassicales, Brassicaceae.
AUGGGAGGACUCGACGAAGCUUUUAUCCAAGCUCCUGAACACAGAUCCAACACAAAACUCACUAACUCGGGCGAUUUCAUCCUCUCGGACGAGAUCCCGACCAUCGACCUCUCUUCCUGUCGUGACAAAACAACCAUCGCGACAGAGAUCGCAGAGGCAUGCGAGAGAUGGGGAUUUUUUUUCAGGUGA